Messenger RNA from Tetrahymena thermophila SB210, 165 nucleotides. RefSeq lists its product as hypothetical. NCBI's taxonomy places the organism in Eukaryota, Ciliophora, Oligohymenophorea, Hymenostomatida, Tetrahymenidae. The transcript has 2 exons. The record is from RefSeq and is a predicted model, not a curated record.
AUGCCAUCAUAUAAAUAAACUCUGACUGAAUUCAUUCUAUAAAGCUAAAAAAUUUAAACAGAAAUAAAGCAUUCUGGCACCAACCAAUACAAAGGAUUUAGUUUAAGUAGGAGUUCGCCAUCUGCAGCUUACUAUAUCCUAAAUUUAAGUAACUUUAAUUCCUGA